Messenger RNA from Plasmopara halstedii, 1278 nucleotides. Its product is annotated as serine protease v8. The record is from RefSeq and is a predicted model, not a curated record. Bases 1 to 1278 code for a protein of 425 amino acids. The transcript has a single exon. NCBI's taxonomy places the organism in Eukaryota, Oomycota, Peronosporomycetes, Peronosporales, Peronosporaceae.
AUGCAUUGGCGUGCGAUUUUGAUGAGUGUACUUGCAACUGCAACGAUUGAAGCAACGACGACAGGUCAUAUAGUGCAGCUUUCAAUUGGUGCAGGGUGCAACUUUUCCGACUACUCCACGCUGCCACUUGCAACUCCAAAAAAACCAUCCUACCACCUACAACUCGAUCCAGGACUUGGCAAAGGCAUUUACGUGUUGCACUUUUCACACUUUAAUCUUCCAGAAACUGACAUAUUGAUUGCAAGGUCAUCCGAUGGUACUGCAAAAUUGCCACCAGUUGCUAUUUGGUCAGGCAAGAACACAAGUGGAACUUUUGAUUCAAUUGGCAUUGUUGGUACAGGCAUCUCAUUGGAACUCAUUAAACGUGCACAUUCUAUCCAUUCGACACCGUGUAGCGGCUUUACAAUUGAGCGACUAUUUUUUUCUCCAAAGAAAUUUUUGGUCAAAGCACAGCAGUUGCAAAUCGCAAUUAAAGUUCCACUUAUUAGCACGGCCAAUGCAACUGAGUCGGAUACUGAUGAGAGUGUAUGCGGUGUUGAUGAAUCAGUUGCAGCAGCGUGUGUACCAUUUUCAACCAAUCACGAAGAUGGCACGAUAAUGUUGACGAAAUCACGAUCAGUAGCUCGUUUGUCAAUUAUCAAGGAGAAUGGCAUGCAAAUUGCGUCGUGUACUGGUUGGUUAUUAGGCUGUGAAGGCCAUUUAAUUACCAAUGAACAUUGUAUUAGUAACAACCAAGAUGCUCGGAAUACAAAGGUGGAGUUCUUAGCAGAAGCCUCGAGUUGCACUGGAAUUGAUACUUGCGCAACUCGUGGUGGAUGUCCUGGUCCUGUUAGUCUAAUUGGUACGACACUUGUUGCAGUGUCAAAAGAAUUGGAUUAUGCUCUUGUGCGUCUUGAUGGCAACAAUAACAUUGCAGAUUUUAAGACAUUGUACGAAACGACGGGCUACUUGCAGUUUCGAGGCACAGGAGCAGUAAUGAAUGAAAAUAUUUACAUUCCACAGCAUCCUCUCGGCUACGGCAAGCGCAUUGCAUGGCUCCAUAAUAAUCAACUUGGUCGUGUCGAGUCGGCUGUAGUAACGGAAUGCCGCAAAGGUGAUAUUGGUUAUUACAUUGAUACUCAAGAAGGUUCUUCUGGUUCUCCAAUUAUUGCAAAAAGAGAUAGUAAUGUUAUUGCACUACACCACUGUGGUGGAUGUCUAAAUGGAGGAAUCCCCGCAAUAGCACUCAUCGAGGACCUGACAAAGAAAAGUCUUUUACCAAAGUGUGCGGUGGCUUGA